AUGGCUUUUGGUAGUUUUAAAAAUGUUUUUGCAGCAUUUACUCGUCGAAAAGCGAUCGAAAGUACCUUCGAGUCGCCGCUACGUCGUUGUCUAGUUUUCUGGGACCUAUUUUUACUCGGGGUCGGCGGCUCAGUCGAUGUGGCGUUGUAUAUUGUAUUAGGAAAUGUGGCGAGAGAUCUCUGCGGCCCAUCAAUCGUCAUCUCAAUGAUAAUUGGCUUUUUUCUGUGCUUUGCAAGUGGAUUAUGCUACGCCGAGUUUGGCUCCUACGUGCCAACAUCUGGGUCAGAUUACGACUACGUGUACUCGGCUUUAGGGGAGCUCUGCGGCUUUCUGGACGGAUGGUCCAUUUUAAUUGGUUCUGUGAUUGCCACUGCUACGCUGGCGCAAGGUGCCGCAGAUUUGCUGAGGUCACUUACUGAUUCAGCUACAUUCAAUUAUUUGGAUGCUCAUGCCACCCUACCUGACCAUGCCCUGCUUGCCCCCAAUGUGAACAUUGUUGCCGCAGCACUUAUUAUACUUGUAACCAUUAUUACUGCAAUGGGCGUCCAAAGUUCAGUGCGGAUCAACGAUGGUAUUGUUGCAAUUAAUUUAUUGGUCAUCGUGUUUAUAUUCGUUACUGGACUUGUAUACAUCGAUUUUGACCACUGGUCGGGCUGGGACAACUUUGCUCCAUAUGGCGUUAACGGUAUCCUAAAGUCACUACCGUUUACCAUAUUUUUCUACGCUGGGUUUGUUUCUAUAACUUUUUCCACUGAAGAAGUUAUAAACCCACAGAAAAUUUUACCUAGGUCUAUAAUGGCCUCGUUAAUUGGUGUAUUCAUUUGCUUUUUCUGUAUUGGGACUGUACUAACUUUGAUCAUCCCAUAUAACCAACUAUCGACAGUGUCGCCCUUGUCUGAUGCUUUUGCAAUGGUCGCAUUCAAACAGUCGAAAUAUGUCAUAGCAUUUGGUGGAUUUUGUUCCUGUUUUAGUUCUGUUCUUACCGCAUGCUAUGCAAACUCUCGUCUAACAUACGUCAUGGCAAGAGACGGCUUGCUAGUGAGUUUUCUUCACAAAGUUAACCAGCAAUCAUUAGUACCAAUCCAAGCAGUUUUGGUCACUGGCUUCAUAGCGACUAUACUAACAGCAUUUGUUGAUUUAACAAUUUUAAUUGAGGUAUGUUCCAUACUAGCAUUAAUACCAUAUGUGACAUUGGCCAUCACUGUGAUACUGCUACGAUACAAAGAACAUGGUGCUAACGAUGUAGUGAACAUUAAUUGUGAUGAUGAAGCACAACCUAACAGUACAGAGUCGCAUCAAAUUGCUUCAGCUACAGACAACUUAAUGAAUGGUCAUCCACUGUUAUCACAAAUGAACAUUUUAUUCGGAAGAAAAGCCAAGUCAACAAUUAUAAUUGCAUUAGUAGUACUAUUCCUAUCAUCAGCUGGUAUAUCUUUGGUUAUUCGUUUUGGGAUAUCCUACAAACUCGAAACACCCCUCUUUGUUGCCCUAAGUAUUAUUUUCACCAUCCCACUGUUGGCAUCUAUGGUGGUUAUAUACAGAACCCCGCAUCAAAUAUUAAAAUUUCCAUUUACAAUCCCAAUGUUUCCAAUGCUGCCGACUGUCUGCUUUGCUGCAUGUACGUUUGUCAUGUUUCAGUUUAGUAUGUGGGCAUGGAUACUGUUUGUCAUCAAUACUGUAUUUGGUAUGUAUUUGAAAUGGUAGGAUAGGUCUUAUUCACCCCAGCAAGCCACAAUGCACCAUGCUUAACCAGUUAACCCAUUACUUAACUCAGGUUACAAAUCAAUCAAGCUGGUUGAUGUUGAUUACUAUUCACGUUUUAUUUUAAUGGGAGGGCACCUUGCAUGGGCACUUCAGUCCUCCUUUGCUGACUGGUUAACUUUCAAUAUAUAUUUGUACAUAUUUAUUAAAUAUAUAACCAAUUAAGUGAGAGAAAAAAGCAAAAAAUGUGGACAAAAAGGACAGGCACACUUGUGUAAUACUGUCAAAAAUUGUCUUAUUAUAAAUUAACCCAUUGGGCACUAGCAUGCACUUUUUCCUUGACAGUAAAAUCAUCUGGUGUUAGACAGAAUAAAAUAAUAAAGUAGGGUGCAUUGGGGCACAAUGCAAAUACUUAAUGGGUUAACACAUGAUUCUAGUAAAACUGACAUGUUUCGAGCAAAGGCCCUUUGUCAGAAACUUCCCAACGAAGGGCCUUGGCUUGAAAUGUCAGUUUUACUCAUAUUUUUCAGGUAGUUGAAUCCCUAUUCAUCUCAAUUUUCUGUUAUUUUUGUCACUACCCACCACUGGCACAGAUUGUUCGAGUUUAUAAUACCUGAGUGCACCACAUUAGGGGUGCACCUGAACCGAGUUCCGGUGCACCCCUACCUACUUUCUCACCAAAGCUGCAUAUUUCCCACAAUGUUAUUUAUAAACGUUUUGUAUAUAUAUAGUAUAAGUAUGUUAACACAUGUUAUUGUAGAUUUUCAUGUUAUUUUGUAAUAUAUAUGUAUUGAAGUUGAAAUUUAUAAUGCAGGCCCCACUGAAAAACACUUCUGUGACGUGGGUAUCCUGGAUAAAUAUAAAUAUAAUAAUAACCUGUGCUUUUCUUUAGGUCUAGUUAUCUAUCUUGGUUAUGGUAUUAAGAAUAGCAAGGUGAAUCCAUUGAAUGCCACCAGGGCUGCAGAUAUAGAACUGAGUCAAAAUCCACCACUAUUAACAUGAAUUGGUAGUAAUUACAGUAUUAUUAUUUUUCCAAUUGGGAAAAUACAAUUUUAGCAAGUAGCCUACUGUGGGCAAAAUAUUAAGGCAAAUAUUACAUAAUGUAGUUUAUUAAUUAUUACACACUAUAUUGGAGAAUACCCCAAUUGUUAUAUUAUUUCAAUACAGAUAAUACAUGUAUAAAAUGAACAAUGAUUAUUUAAUUGGAAAAUGAAAGAGCCUUUUGUCUCUUGUGUUUUUCCAUUUCAUUAACUAUCUUACUCCAUUUGACAAGUUUUCAAAGUGCAAAUGAUUGGCCAAACGUUUACAAACACUUAAUACUUAAUAAUACUACUGGGUUUUAUUAUUAUUAUUAUUAUUAUUAUCUUCAUAUUUAUCCAGGAUACCCACAUCACCAAAGUGUUUUUCAGUGGGGUCCUGUUUACUACAUAAGCAGAGAAAAAUGAUAUAAUUAUUCUACGAAAUGUUAUCAUACUGAAUACAAACCUACUCUGUGCAAUUAAUUAAUUCAACAUUAUUAAAAACAAUCUAACAUUGAAACAAAACUACCACUCAUACACCCAAACAUAACUCCGUAUAUAGGCUUUCUUAGGUGCCGUGUUCAUAGAAGCCCACUGCCUCUUUUUUCCUGGAAAAGUGUCGGUGGGUUUGCCUUCUCCCUUUAAGUAUGCUGGAAAUCGAUCAGGACAUCCUUUUUCACCACCAAGCACCUCAUUAUUUCGCCAGAUCAAUUGAAACGAGUCUUUGAACAAGAUAGGGUCGUCCAGAAAAAAUUUAUAUGCAACAACUUGAGUAUAAUUUGUAUUUGUAGGUUUGUAAGUUAGUCCAGAUUGAAAGCCUUCAUAAGAAUUAUCAUUGAAGUAGAAUGCCGAUAGGAAAAAAUCUUCCGUGCCAGAGGAGAGAAAUGUAAUUUCGUCAGAAUUGUCGAUCUUUGCACGCACGCAUCCCUCCAUAAAUGUGGCUGUAUCGCUACGAAUGUCAAAUGUGACAAGGAAUAACAUUCCAGACUUGUUACUCGUAUUCGAAAGGGUCACAAAGUCAAAUGGAGCUAUGACCUUGUCCUGUUUGUAAACCCGGAGUCUUGUUUUGUUUGGCAAUUCAAAUGACCCAACCGCUAAUUUAACACCAAGCAAUCCUCGCACAAUAUACCUUGGGAAAAAUUAAAAACA
This is a messenger RNA of Paramuricea clavata, 3869 nucleotides long. The record is from the annotation of a GenBank genome assembly. NCBI's taxonomy places the organism in Eukaryota, Metazoa, Cnidaria, Anthozoa, Malacalcyonacea, Plexauridae.